AUGGAAACAUCAUCUCUCGCCAGACCACCGGGACUGAUACAGCUGCCCAGUUCCCUUUUCUCGUCAAUGUUCCGAGACCUCGAGGCCCUGGACUUCGCCAGUCUCCUCCCGAAAAAGGGUUGGACAAAAAAGCGGUUUCUGGAGCUUUUCGAUGAAACGUGUCAAUUGAUAUUGUUUCAACUGAAACAGAAGUGGAAGGAGAAGGACAUAAAAAUCGAAAGUUUACGCGCCCGUUCCGCGCAGAUUGCAGCCCUUCCACCGUCUUACGAUAAAAUGAGUUAUUUCGAUUUUAUCAACGGCCACGAAGUUGUAAUGAAUGAUGCUUCUGAAGCGAAGAAGCGGAGUCGUAUGGAAUGGGAAGAAUCGGUGCGCACAAGAACAGGCAAAAGACCACGUGCUGUGGCCCUGAAUGCUUCAACGAGAACUACAAACCGCUUAGCCUUAGAUGAAGAGCCUAUAAUGACUGCACUACCUUCCAUACAGCAGGGCCGGUCCCCAGUCCAAACGACAACCCAGACCACUACAACCAAAAGGGCUACUAGAAAUCAACGACUGGAGAGAACCCCGGCAGUUUCCUCUACACCUAUCAACCCGGAAGUCAAUGGGUUUGUCGUGCCUAGUGCUGCUCGCACAACUCGUUCCAGGCGGGUGGGCGGAACGCGCCUACCAAGGCGACCAAUCAAACCCCAGGAUACUCUCACAUCAAUACGUGGUUCGCCGGUCAUGAAUCCCUUCCAGCUAGGCAGCAGCUCGGACAAACAGCGACCAAACCAAGACGAAAUCCAACUGUUGCGGCAGAUGCUCCUUCAGUUGAAAAAUUAUCUGGGCAGCCAAUGACCCAAACUGAAUGGUGCCUUUGAAUAGUCCAGUAUAUCCAGUCCUAUGAUUCGAUGUUCAGUGCUUAAUUCCCUUUUAUGAAACACCUACCGACUCCCCACUUGUUUGUGCCUUGUCAGAGUGUCUUUUGCUUACGUUUAUAUAUUGUCAGUGUACAAUAACAGAACCUGCGAUUCACAAGGUGCCAAUGUGUUUUGCUGUAAUUGGAUGUUGAGGGCCAUCGGUGGUCGACUGUCCUUCGCUGUCGUUUGAGUUGCUGCCCGAGUGCUUUACCCAUCUUGCCUCAUUUCAUUUGUAUCACACCACGUCCUACAAGAUGUGCCAUUGUAUUAGGUAAUCACUGUCAAAAUCUG
Molecule: messenger RNA, 1190 nt
Organism: Opisthorchis viverrini
Lineage: Eukaryota; Metazoa; Platyhelminthes; Trematoda; Opisthorchiida; Opisthorchiidae
Exons: 5
Coding region: 1-837 (278 amino acids)
Source: RefSeq, a predicted model, not a curated record